This is a messenger RNA of Oreochromis niloticus (Nile tilapia), 6329 nucleotides long. It is a transcript of the gene brinp1, whose product is annotated as bone morphogenetic protein/retinoic acid inducible neural-specific 1. The transcript is spliced from 8 exons. Gene Ontology annotation, biological process: cellular response to retinoic acid; positive regulation of neuron differentiation; negative regulation of mitotic cell cycle. The record is from RefSeq and is a predicted model, not a curated record. NCBI's taxonomy places the organism in Eukaryota, Metazoa, Chordata, Actinopteri, Cichliformes, Cichlidae. Gene Ontology annotation, cellular component: dendrite; neuronal cell body; cytoplasm. Bases 523 to 2808 code for a protein of 761 amino acids.
AUACAGUCCAGACCCACCCCUCACUGCCUGCCAUGACCGUCCUCUACAAUACGAGACUGUAUUCUUUGUACCUCCCCUUUCUCGUCCUCCGUCUGUGGAUCCCAGCCUCCCUUCCUAGAUAUCCAUCCACACCUCUCUACCCGCAAACGGCUCCUAGUGUGACAAAAAAAGAGAGCAGAACUGUUUCAAACACGUCGACAUAAAUCUCACUUCUACAGCUCCCUUUUCUCCUUUCCCUCCUGACGGACUUCAUUACUUUAUUCAUCUGCGCGCCAAUGCCCGAGACCACGCAGAAACGGAGGAUUUUUUUCCCUUGAGCAUGAAAAGGAUUGCCAAAUCAUCCGCAAUCCAACAUCACCGACUGAGCCACCAGCAUGAGCACUGGAUACAUAUGCUCCAGCAGAAGUUGUUGGCGAGAGAACUAAGAAAUCUUGGACCACAAAUACAGCUAAGAGGGGAGAGUCAGUUUUAGGUCUCCACAUAAUGGAGCGAGAAUGAACAGAGAGCGGCUUAAAAAAAAGCAUGAACUGGAGGUUUAUUGAGGUCAUCUGCUUCCUGUUUAUAUGGGACCAUAUAACAGUUCAGUCUUCCCGCCAGGAUCCGUUGGCCACUGAACAACAUGUCACCAAGCAAUAUGACUGGCUCAUCUCUGACCGCGGACCUUUCCACCACUCUCGGAGUUAUCUGUCCUUUGUGGAAAGAUUCCGCCAAGGAUUUACGACUAGAUAUAAAAUUUAUAGGGAAUUUGCACGUUGGAAGGUGAGGAACACUGCAAUUGAAAGGAGGGAUCUUAUUCGGAACCCUGUGCCACUCAUGCCUGAGUUCCAGCGCAGUGUACGCCUGCUGGGACGCAGGCCCACUACUCAGCAGUUCAUUGACACUAUCAUUAAGAAAUAUGGAACUCACAUUCUCAUCUCAGCCACCCUGGGAGGGGAGGAGGCACUGACAAUGUACCUGGCCAAAAACAAGCUGGACAGAAAGCUUGCCAACGCUACUCAGAAUGUGGAAGCCCUCCAUCAGUUGGCUUCGUCUUACUUCAUUGACCGUGACGGUACAAUGAGGAAGCUGCACGAGAUCCAGAUUUCCACCAAUGCCAUCAAGGUGACAGAGACACGGACGGGCCCGCUGGGAUGCAGUAGCUAUGACAAUCUGGACUCGGUUAGCUCAAUCCUUCUGCAGAGCCCUGAGAGCAAGCUUCAUCUACAAGGCCUGCAGGUUAUUUUCCCAGAAUACCUGCAAGAGAAAUUUGUCCAGUCAGCUCUGAGCUACAUUAUGUGCAAUGGAGAGGGGGAAUAUGUGUGCCAUAACAACCAAUGCAUCUGUCAGUGUGCCGAGGAGUAUCCCCAAUGCAACUGUCCUAUAACCGACAUCCAGAUCAUGGAGAACACCCUGCUGGGGAUGUAUGAGUCAUGGGCAGCCUCCUACAAAGACUUUGAAAACUCUGAUGAGUUCAAGUCAUUUCUGAAGAGGCUGCCCUCCACUCAUUUCCUGCCCAUCAGCAGUGUGCAUCUUCUCUGGGGCAGCGACUGGGAUUUGCAGGCCCGCUACAGGCUUCUUCAGAGUUCCCUGGAGGUGCAGCGACUGAAGAUCCAGCGCACCGCCCGCAAGCUCUUCAGCCUCAGCAUCCGCUGUCACCACAAUCCCAACCACCAGAUGCCUAGGGAGAGAUCUGUGAUGCAGUGGCUCAACAGGGUUCAGUCUUUCCUGUACUGCAAUGAGAAUGGGUUUUGGGGGACCUUCCUGGAGAGCCAAAGGACGUGUGUGUGCCACACAGGUGUCACACUGUGCCAGCGACCCAUACCGUGUGUCAUAGGUGGAAACAACAGCUGUGCCAUGUGCAGCCUGGCAAACAUCUCACAAUGUGGCUCAUGCAACAAGGGCUACAAGUUGUAUCGUGGUCGCUGUGAACCUCAGAAUGUGGACUCAGAACGCAGCGAGCAGUUCAUCAGCUUUGAAACUGAUCUGGACUUUCAGGACUUGGAACUCAAAUACCUGUUACAGAAAAUGGAUUCACGUUUGUACAUUCAUACUACUUUCAUUAGUAAUGAGAUCCGACUAGAGACAUUCUUUGACCCACGCUGGCGUAAGCGCAUGUCCCUGACUCUCAAAAGUAACAAAAACAGGAUGGACUACCUCCACAUGAUAAUUGGUUUAUCAAUGAAGAUCUGCCAGAUGCGAAACAGCAGCAUUGACCCCAUGUUCUUUGUUUAUGUCAACCCAUUUAGUGGUAGCCACUCUGAAGGCUGGAGCAUGCCCUUUGGUGAACAUGGUUACCCACGCUGGGAAAAGGUACGGCUGCAGAACUCCCAGUGCUUCAACUGGACUCUUGUACUGGGUAACCGGUGGAAGACCUUCUUUGAGACGGUGCACAUUUAUUUGCGUAGUCGUGCCAAGGUCCCAUCUGGCCUCCGCAAUGAUACAGGACAGGGCCCGGUGGACCUUGCAGACCCUAACAAGCGCCAAAUCUACAUAAAAAUCUCUGAUAUCCAAGUUUUUGGUUACAGCCUGCGCUUUAAUGCAGACUUGCUUCGUAGUGCUGUGCAGCAGGUUAACCAGUCAUACACGCAAGGUACACAGUUUUACUCCUCCUCAUCUGUUAUGCUCCUCUUAUUGGACAUUAGGGAUCGGAUAAACCGUCUAGCGCCUCCCUCUGCACCUGGCAAACCCCAGUUGGACCUCUUCUCUUGUAUGCUAAAGCAUAGGCUCAAGCUCAACAACAGCGAGAUGAUUCGAGUGAAUCAUGCAUUGGACAUGUACAGCACAGAGAUAUUAAAACAGUCUGAUCACCUGACUGCUAAACUCUGUUGAACAUUCACAUAAGGACAGCAAAUUUAACAGAAACACCCGACAAAUGAACUAUGGGGGUAUAUUACUCUUACUAUUUUUUUUCUCUUUUUCAUUUUUUGACCUUUUCUGCCUUUUGAUGUAAUAUUAACUUUGUAAGCAUAAUUCUUAAAGAGAAAAAGGAAAAGGCAGUGAUGAAAAGCUUUUCUGGCAUAUAAAGAAGACUACUGAAACAACUAUAAGGACUGUAUCAUAUUUGUCCCAGCAUGUCUGUAAAUCCCUAAAAGAACUUAAAAUGAGAAAGAGACAGAAAAAAACAACAAAACAAAACAAAAAACAUGAAAUUUAUGUACUGGUAAAAAAGAGGCCUUGAUUUUACUCUGAGGGAUCAAAGGUUAUAUCUGAAACUGCCAUUCUUUAUUGAAAAAAAAGGAAAAAAAACAUUUUUAAAAGAAAUAAUGAUAACACAAGGGCAGACCAGAUAUCACUUCAUUCUAGCUAAUGAGCUAAACGACAGUUUAAUAUUCAAAAUGUUUAUACAUCGUAAGGAUUAAGUAUCCCUAGUGAGUAAGUAGUCAACACAUUACUGAUAGACUUUAUUACAUUUCAGACCCACGGUGAAUCUGCAUUGCUCUUUGUGAGUUAUGAGGCACUCUGUCAUUGUUCUGACACAUAAGGCACACAGCAGGGCAGUAAUGGAUAGUCAUGUCAAAACAAAAGCCAGCUGUUUAUAUAUACAUAUGUGGUUGAAUGUGUGUGUAUGUGAGAGUGUGCGCUUGUGUAUAUCCUUUUUAUUAUUAUUAUUAUUAUUAUUAUUUGGCUUGAUGCUUAUUGCUGUUUGUUAAUUGAAUGUGUCAUUUGAGAUUGACUCCAGUGUUUGCUGAUUCUUGCAUUUGGAGCGCUUCUUCCCGUGUUUGAAAUUCAAGCUGUGUUUUCCACAAGGCAGUACCUCCUGGUGCGUGAGUGCAAUAUUGUGGUCUGAAGAUUUAACAAUCAAUGCUAUUUUGUACAGCUUUGCAAAAUGUACAUGUUGUGACUGCUGAUUUGUGGAGCUUUUCAGCACCAAGAGCAAAAUGUAAGCAUUCAUCAUUCAGUCACGUUUGCAAGACAAUUUAAAGCCAUACACUUCCCUGAGGUAGACAUAAAGUAAAGUAAGUUCAUAACCUUUAUUCACUUCAUAACACACGGAAAAAAUGUUCAAGUUAUAUGUUUUUGUUUUAGUCCCUCAGCUGAUUUCAGAUAAGAGCACAGCAAAAGGGAAGUUGACAGAGGAGAGUGUAUAUUAUAUUGAAUAGGAAUGUCUUGUAAAGCCAUUGAUUUUUCAUGUUGUUACACAGGGGGAAAAAAAAAAAAGAAAAAUAUGAAGAAAUGGUUGAAUACUAAAGUAUAAAAUACCCUUUUGGCAGUGUUUAAUCUGUACGCUUUUGAUGGCCACGUGUAUAAAUGUCUGUUUUCCUUUUGCAAUAUGAAAUCAAUAACAUUUUUUGCAUGUUGCUGGAAGCAUCAACAACUCUCAUCAUCCAAAUGAAAUAUAAAACACUACCUAUGUAUUAAUGGUCAAACUUUAUUUGGGUAAUCCAAUGCUGAAAUAUUUCUACUACUGUUAACUUUUUGUAGGUCUAGUCCUUUGCUUGGAUGUUUGUUAACGAAGAUGUUGUACAACCAAGUUGGUCUGGCCAUUUUCGGGAGUUCAAACUUUAAAAAAAAAAAAAACGGGGGACAUUGAGUAGUUGCUGUCAUCUAAGCCAAACUCUGUAAAACAAAACAAAAACAACAAAAACAUUCCUCCCGGUGUAAAAGCUGUCAAAAAUCCAUAUUUUUCCAAGUGUUCCGCCAACGUUAAUAUUAUUUUUUUUAUGUGCUAGUCUCUUGAUGUAGAUAGUUUAGCAGUAUUAGUACUUUAGUUCAAUUAUAUGUUAUUUUGACCUAACUUGGUUCUUACAUUGUAAUGACACUAGUCUAUGGGGUCAGUUGUAAGUGUAGACAGUGGUAAUGAGUAAUGAUUUUCAUCUGGGUGACAACGACAAUGAAGGUGUAAUUCCUAAACCAAGCCCUGGACUAACGUGUCAUUACACUUACUCAGCUUCAGAUUUCACUGCUUUCAGAAUUCCAACUUGAAUAGUAUCAGUAUCCCAUCUAACUUUGUUUUACAAAGAUUACUCAUAUGUUUUAUUAUUAUGUUGCCAGUCUUGUGAAGCAUGUUUAUUGCCUGGGAGGUGCUUUUUUUUUUUUUUUUAAAUCACAACUUACUAUAAAGCAUUAUUACAAACUAAAAUUACAUUCAGGAGAUAUGAUUGUUAAUAGCAGAAUAGGCUGAUUUGUAUAAGUUUGGAUAACAACAGCUCAGCUUGUCAGCCUUUGCUCUAUUUUGGUGAAUUAAUCGAGGCUGUGUCAGAAAAACAAGUUGCAUGUUGUAGUACUAGGUCAGUUAGUUCAUGUUCACAUGGUAAUGGUGUGUUCAGAGCAAACUCAAGUAGAAUCACAUAUGUUCAGAAUUUACCAGAAUCUCAUAAUUCAGUCGACUGUUCUCCAAGAUUUAUCUAACUUUUUCAGUUUCUGUAUAAAAGAAGUUAAAUCAUAUAACUCCAGAUGCCCAUACAUAGCAACAAUGGACUAGGCAUCCAUUUGUGAUCGUCAGUGAUGUCAGGAGAAUAUCAUUAUUGACAUAUUUUCAUGCACGUGGAAAACUUUAGGCAAAUAUCAAACAGAGCUGAGGCUGACAAGAUGAUGCCCUAAAAUGGCCCUAUAUAUACACAUUUCUUGAUUGUUUAGCAUCAUUAUUGGACUAUCCAAAUGAAUUGUCUCCAUUUCAUUAUUAUUAUUAUUAUUAUUAUUAUUAUUAAGUGCCUGUUAUUGAUCCCUUUAACAUGUUUAGACCUGGAGUAAAACUUUGAGAUAUUAAACAGAAGAAUGACACUGAAUUACUUUCAGAAUUUAAGACCAUAAAUGUUGAAAUAUACUCUUUUAAUGUCCUCCUGGCAGCUACGCCGUCAGGUGUGCGCAUGUGGGGGAGCUGACCACCAGACAGAGACAACAGAUGACUCAAAGUAAUGGUGGAUAUUUAUUGUCUCCUGCUGUACAAUAUAUCUGUAAAUAUGAACACUGUUACAGUAACAAUGCUCUGCUACAGUAACAAUAUUAUAAAAUAUAACAGUAUUGAAAGGGAAUACAAAGACUACUUCAAAAAGGCCCUCCAUUUGAGUACAUUAGCACAAAGUACAGGGCACUCAUGUCUUAUGUAUCUAAUUAGAAUCAUGAUCAUUUAUGACUGUUUUUAUAUUGUCAAAGUGUAUAUUAAAAUUUAGUUUUGAUCCACUUGCAAGAUCCAUAAAACAAGCACAUUUUCUUGUAUGGCAUUAUGCUACCACAGUGUUGCUUAUUGUAUAUGUAUCCAUGGAUAUGUCUGAUAAUGAUUUUUACACCUAAUACCUUGCCUAUGUACUUAUUUUGCUAUUCUUUUGGGAUCAUUAUCAGCUUAUUUUAAAUGAAUGUUUCAUAUAAUAAUCUAUUUCUCAUUAAAAUGCUAUAUUUAAUAAGAAGAGCAA